AUGAAUAUUUUGAAACCAAAGUUCUCUUUAAGACAUCUCAAUACUAACAUGUUCAAUUCUACAAACAAAAUUUCUAUAAGACCAUUAAUAUGUAAAUCUAGAGAGUUUUCAAAAUGUGUUUUAUUGCAAACUAAAGAAUCGGAGUCAAAAAGCGAAAAAGAAGAAUCAGUAAGAAUGAAAAAAUUUCAUAAAAAAUUAAAAUUGCAACCAAUACCUAGUAAUACAAUAAUAGGAAUACCUCCGAAAGAGCGUUUCGUAGACUUGGUAUUAGUGGAAACUGACCUCAAUGGAGAACUAAUAACAAAUAGUGAAAAAGAUCCAACAAAGUGGGGUGACUGGCAAAAUGGUGGGCGGGUGAGCGACUUCUAA
Molecule: messenger RNA, 369 nt
Organism: Habropoda laboriosa
Lineage: Eukaryota; Metazoa; Arthropoda; Insecta; Hymenoptera; Apidae
Exons: 3
Coding region: 1-369 (122 amino acids)
Source: RefSeq, a predicted model, not a curated record